CAUUUAUGGCCGCUAGCUAGUCGAAUGAGUCGAAUCGAGUCCGCCACACGUUCGAACAGCAACAGCACCAACAACAGAAGCGUCCACAAUGGCACACAAGUAGUCCAUCUGGUUUAUCUCUAUAACAAUAAGCCGGCGUAUUAUUUGUACUUCCUCGACAAGGAGAACGACAAGGACCAAAGCAAGCAAGGAGGCAAGGGAGAGAGUGUUGUAGUCUGGAAGAAGAGCCAUGGCGGAGAACAACCCGCCGCCGAUGGAUGUUGCGGCUGUUCCACCAGCUGCGGACGCGAAGGCCGCGGCGAAUCCGAAGCGGCGGAAGCUGCCCAACUCCACCGGCAAUGGCGCCAAUGACGGCGGCAAGUCGGAUUCAGAGGAAAGCUAUCAGCAAGUGAAGCGUCCAAGGACCCAAGCCCGUCAUCCUCGAGGAGUGCCGUGGUUCACCAUGUUGGAGCGUUUGAAGCAGUAUCGAGUCAAGCAUGGGACCUUGAAUGUCCCUCGGAUCCUCCCUGACGAUCAGAAAUUGGCAUCGUGGGUUCAUUACCAGCGUUACCUCUUUCACCACAAGACAAUCGCCGAGGAGCGAAAGGCAGCCUUGGAUGCGCUUGGUUUCGAAUGGACGAUUGCCGAUUCCAAAGUUGGGAACAGAGUGUCCUGGGAUCAGCACUUGGCACAAUUGAAGGAAUACAAGGAACGGCACGGCGACUGCCUAGUCCCAUACACCUACAAGGACAACAAGUCCUUGGCCUAUUGGGUCUCGCGACAGAGAAAGGACAACAACAAGGGACAGCUGCCGGAGGACAAAGUGGCGAAACUCAACGAGAUUGGGUUUGCUUGGAAUCCUACGUUGGGACGGCGCUGGAGCAAGAACAAGGAUCAGAGGUCCAGAUCCACCAACUGGGAAGGCCAAUUCGAGAAACUCCGUGCAAUUCACGAAAUGGGUGCCAAUGGUGCAAACGGCGCAGAUACACGUACCCUAAUUGAGCAGGACAAAUCAUUGGAGGCCUGGAUGAAGAACCAACGCUACCUCUAUUCGGUCAAACGAAUGUCUGCCGACCGUGUUGCCAAAUUGGAUUCCAUUGGUUUUGUUUGGCGCAUUGGUAUUAGCUGGAAUGACUACCUAGUCCGUUUGAAGAACCACAAGGAUACAACCGGAACCUUUGACAAUAUCGCGGACCCCAAGCUUUUGGAGUGGGUUGAGUGUCAGCGUAUCAGCAAGUACUGGAAGGAACUCUCCAAAGAACGUGUGGAUCAGCUGAACGCAAUUGGGUUCGUCUGGGAGAGUGACAAAGUUUCCGCCUCCCAAGAAGAGUGGAAGCGGAUGGCAGCUUCCCAGGAUGCUCAACUAGGCGCCUCCGGACCAGCUCAAAGAGCUCCACCCAAGCCAAUGCUGUAUGCCAAUGCACCUGCUGGUUUGGAUGAGAAAAUGCCAGCUCUGGUUGGUCAAACUGACAAAAUGCCCGCCCUAGGCGGCCAACCCGUUGUGGAUCCCUCGCAGGAAGAGAUGACCAAGUUUUUGGAUUCCGUCAACUUGGCUGGCAACACUGCUCCACCACCAGUGGCAGCAGCUCCACCACAGCGAGCACCGGCGGCGGAAGUAGGAGAAACCAAUCUACAGGAAUACAACAUUGCCAUUCAUUUGGCAGGGUUGGCAGAGACAACCGAUGCACCACAAACAAAGGAGGAGGGAGUGCUACAGCCGGUUGCACAAAACCAACCCUUGAAGCCGGCAGCCGUACAAGCAGUUCGCAAUACACAGAAAGUUGAGGAGAAACCAGCUUACAUUGUUGUGGAUGGAAAAGGCGAGGCAAUCCCUCCAGCCAAACAAGAGGCAACUGGUGCGGUGGAUCCAAACAGUCUCAUUGCGGCGGCGUCGGAACAAGGAGUGACGCAAGACGUUGCCAACGUGGCCAAGACUGAGGAACCUAGCCCAGCUGAUGGAGGUGAGAAUGAGGCAGAAGAUAUGUUUGAAAAUCUCUCAACAGCAGAAAAGAACGUCGUUUUAGCCGAAGAGAUUGUGGUCUUGCGCGAAGAAACAGUGAAACUUCGAGAAGAUAAAGUGAAGGUGCAGGCAGAAAAGUUGGAUCUGCAUCAUCAGAUUGAAGAAAUCAAAACGAAGAAUGAAACUCUCCGGAAAGAGGCCGAGGACGAGAAGAACACAGAGGAAGACAAUCCUCUGGUUGCGCACAAAAAAGAGUUGGAAGCAAAAGUGAAGGAGAAUGAGAGCAAAUUGAGUUCGUUUGCUGCACAAAUCAGUGAACAGGAGGGAACUCUUCGUUCGCUGGAGCAAGGCGGGCCCGGGGCUGCGAAUGAGGCAUUUGUUUGAGCUGACAUUUCGUUUCAAGGGCGACGAGGCUGCCCAUCAAUCCAUUGUCCCCAACCAAAAAAGUACAAGACUUCUAGUGUAGUGAAACAAAAACCCAUAAGAACAAUGACUUGAUGUUGU
Seminavis robusta is the source of this 2443-nucleotide messenger RNA. Lineage: Eukaryota; Bacillariophyta; Bacillariophyceae; Naviculales; Naviculaceae. The record is from the annotation of a GenBank genome assembly.